UCUAUUAAUUAUUAAUAAAAAUGUGGAUGAUGGGUUACAAUGAUAGUGGUGACCUCAACAUGCCUGACUCCUUCAAUGGCCGCAAACUCAGACCUCUCAUUCCGAGACCAGUCUCUUCUACUAACAACUCUUCCACCAUCUCCCGAAUCCAUGGCGCUGAAAUCAUUGCUUUGAAUCAUCAUCAUCUUGGUUCCCCUUUUGGUGAUCAAAACAAGCUGAGGGAGUUCAAUACGCCGCCGGUGGUGGUGAGCUCAAGGUGGAACCCAACUCCUGAGCAGUUAAGAACACUGGAAGAAUUGUAUCGGCGAGGAACUCGAACGCCAUCAGCCGACCAAAUUCAACACAUUACAGCCCAGCUUCGUCGAUACGGAAAGAUUGAAGGGAAGAAUGUUUUCUAUUGGUUUCAAAAUCACAAGGCAAGAGAACGCCAAAAACGGCGACGUCAGAUGGAAUCAUCAGACCCUGAUCAUGAACACGAUAAUAAUAGUCAUCAUCAUCAUCAUCAUCAUGAUAUAGAAAUCAUUGAAAGGAAAGACGCAGGAGCAAGUAGGACGACAGCAGGAUAUGAAGCCAUUGAACAGACCAAGAACAACUGGCCACCCUCCUCUACAAACUGCAGUACACUAGCAGAGGAACCAGUUUCAAUACAAAGAGCUGCAAAAGCAGCAGCAUUGGCAGAAUGUAGAGCAGGAGGAGGAGGAUGUGGAUGGAUUCAAUUGGAAGAAGAGGAAUUACAUCAAAGAAGAAGCUUUGUAGAAAGGAAUGCCACGUGGCAGAUGAUGCAGUUGUCUUGUCCUUCUUCUUCUCCUCCCAUAAACACUUCUUCUACUAAUAAAAUCCCAGCAGCAGCAGCAAUAAGAACUUUGGACCCAACGAAACAGUUCUUUAAAACUCGGGACCUCAACAUUUUUAUUGCUCCAAGCUGCAGAGAAUAUGGCCAUGGCUUUAACCACUUAAACGCUCUUACAAAUGCAGAAGAAGAUGGCUGUGGAGGGUCACAAACACUUCAAUUGUUUCCUCUCCGAAGUGGGGACGACAGUGAAAACAAUUUAGAAAAGGGAACCAAUGUGUCGGCUGCUGAUAUUGAUGCCAACUUGACACCUUACCAGUUCUUUGAAUUUCUGCCAUUGAAGAAUUAAUUAACUGAGGCAACGGAGAGUACUUUUUAGUUGAACUAAUUACUUUAUAGCUAGGGUUAAAAUUAACUAGGAUGUAGUGGGGGUCGGACUUUGCUAUGUGUGUGUAAGACUAUGGAAUAUAUUUAGAUUAUUUUGUAAUUUUUUAUAUUGGUGAAAU
Pistacia vera is the source of this 1296-nucleotide messenger RNA. Its product is annotated as WUSCHEL-related homeobox 1. The transcript is spliced from 4 exons. The record is from RefSeq and is a predicted model, not a curated record. Gene Ontology annotation, molecular function: DNA binding; DNA-binding transcription factor activity. NCBI's taxonomy places the organism in Eukaryota, Viridiplantae, Streptophyta, Magnoliopsida, Sapindales, Anacardiaceae. Gene Ontology annotation, biological process: plant organ development. Bases 21 to 1139 code for a protein of 372 amino acids.